Molecule: messenger RNA, 3996 nt
Organism: Elgaria multicarinata webbii
Lineage: Eukaryota; Metazoa; Chordata; Lepidosauria; Squamata; Anguidae
Gene: NPC1L1
Product: NPC1 like intracellular cholesterol transporter 1
Exons: 20
Coding region: 1-3996 (1331 amino acids)
Biological process (GO): cholesterol homeostasis; intestinal cholesterol absorption
Cellular component (GO): plasma membrane
Molecular function (GO): lipid carrier activity; cholesterol binding
Source: RefSeq, a predicted model, not a curated record
AUGGCGGCAGGCUCUGAAAAAUGGCCGCUUCUCUUCGCCUUGCUUCUAGGGGCUGCUGUUUUGACAGAAAUCCAUCGGCCUGGAUACUGCUCCUUCUAUGGCGACUGUGGCAGGAACCCAGAAAUCAGUGGCAGCCUCAUUGAGCCCAUUGUGCCUUGCAUCUCCAACACCCCGGCCCAGCUGCUCUCUGGCUCCCACCUGAGCCUCCUCAAGGCCAUCUGCCCGAUGCUCUUCACAGGGGACAACAACACCUACGCCUGCUGCUCAGAGGCCCAGCUGCGAACCCUGCAGGCCAGCAUCACCCUGUCCCAAGUGGUGCUGUCUCGCUGCCCGGCCUGCUCAGAGAACUUUGCCAACAUCUACUGCCAGAACAUCUGCAGCCCCAACCAGAGCCUCUUCACCAAUGUCACCCGCUAUUUCAGCCGCACCAUCCAGGGCAGCCCGAAGCUGGGCGUCCUGGAGUAUCAGUGCUUCUACAACGAGCGCUUUGCUAACGAAUCCUACAACUCCUGCAAGGCAGUCAGGCUGCCAGCCACGGGUGGGUAUGCCAUCAGUGCUAUGUGUGGCAAGUACGGGGCCACCUUGUGCAGCAGCCAGCGGUGGCUAGACUUCCAGGGGGACCCGAGCAACGGGCUGGCUCCCUUGGCCAUCGCCUUCCAUCUGAUGCCCGAUGGCAGUGCUGCUGUCGGAGGGGGCAUUGUGCCACUCAAUGGCACAGCUUGGAAGUGCAGUGAGGAGGUGAACUAUGGCACUGGGGAGAGGUGCACCUGCCAAGACUGCCCCCAGUCUUGCCCAGCCAGCCUGGCUCCCCACCAGGCACCCUUGCCCUUCAUAGUGGAUGGGCUCCUGUUUGUGUGCUCCCUCAUCUUCUGCCUACUCAUGCUACUGUUGGUGUCCUUCUUGUUGUGGCGAAGCUGGUCCUCCCCUGAGAGGCCAAAGGACCAGGGCCCAAAGAGCCUGACUGUCUCUGAGAAGGUGAGUCAGGCUGCCCAGGACUUCCUGGCCAGGGUGUUCAGGAGCUGGGGCUCACUGGUUGCCUCCCAUCCUAUCAUAGUCAUUGCCAUCUCGGUGGUGGUGGUGGCAGGGCUCUCCAGUGGACUGGUCUUUCUCCAGCUCACCACUAACCCUGUGGAGCUCUGGUCCUCCCCUGAUAGCCAGGCUCGGCAGGAGAAGGCCAUCUAUGAGCAGCACUUUGGGCCCUUCUUCAGGACUAACCAGGUCUUCCUGACAGCCAAGCGCCAUCCCAGCUACACCUAUGAUUCUCUCAUCCUGGGCAAGAAGUCCUUUAGUGGAGUCCUCUCCAUGGAAGUGCUACUGGACCUGCUGGACCUGCAGGUGAGGUUGCAAAACAUCGAGGUCUGGUCUGAAAAGCACAACAAGACCAUCUCCCUGAAAGAUAUCUGCUAUGCACCCCUGAACCCCCAAAAUGCCAGCCUCUCUGACUGCUGUGUUAACAGCCCAUUGCAGUACUUCCAGAACAACCUCACUCACCUGGAGUUGACAGCCAACCAGACACUGAGAGAACAGGUUGGAACGGUGGACUGGAGAGACCACUUUCUCUAUUGUACCAACUCACCACUCUCUUUCCAAGACAUCACAGCACUGAAGUUGAGCUGUAUGGCAGACUAUGGCGCACCUGUGUUCCCGUUCCUGGCACUUGGAGGUUAUCCAGGGUUGGAGUACUCGGAAUCACAAGCUAUCAUCCUGACCUUCUCCCUGAACAACUUCCCUUCCCAUGACUCCCGUUUUGACUUUGCGAUGUUGUGGGAGGAGCAGUUUCUGAAGAUCUUACAGGAAUUCCAGCAGGAAUAUGCUGACAACUACACCAUUGCCUACAUGGCCGAGCGCUCCCUGGAGGAUGAAAUAAGCCGCACCACCUGGGAAGACCUCCCCAUCUUUGCUAUCAGCUACCUGGUGAUCUUUCUGUACAUCACACUGGCCUUGGGCGAAUACUCCAACUGCAGGCACAUCCUGGUGGACUCCAAGGUGACGCUGGGCCUGGGUGGCAUCCUGGUGGUCCUGGGGGCUGUCCUGUCAUCUCAGGGCUUCUACGCCUUUCUGGGGGUGCCCUCCUCCCUCAUCAUUAUUGAGGUCGUACCUUUUCUGGUGCUGGCAGUUGGUGCCGACAACAUCUUCAUCUUCGUGCUGGAGUACCAGCGAUCAGAACUACAGCCUGGGGAAGCCAUAGAGCAGCGCAUUGGGCGGGUCUUGGGUGAUGUCGGCCCCAGCAUGCUUCUCUGCAGCCUCUCUGAAGUCAUCUGCUUCUUCUUGGGUGCCUUAACUCCGAUGCCUGCUGUUCGGACUUUUGCCCUCAAUGCUGCCCUGGCUGUGCUCCUGGACUUCCUGCUCCAGAUGUCCAUGUUUGUGGCCCUGGUGUCUCUGGAUGCCCACAGGCAGAAGGCCUCCCGCCUGGACCUGUGUUGCUGCCUCCGCCUUGAGGAAAGGGCUCCUGAGAAGAGGCACGAUGGGCUCCUCGGCACUCUCAUGCAGCGCUACUACGCGCCCGUCUUGCUCAACGGCGUUGUCCGCACCCUGGUGGUGCUGCUCUUCACCAUCCUGUUCUGUGCUGGAAUCAUCCUGAUGUUCAACAUAGAAGUGGGGCUGAACCAGGAGCUGUCAGUGCCCAAGGACUCCUACAUGCUGCAAUACUUCCAGUACCUGAACCAGUAUUUCAUGGUGGGAGCCCCAACCUACUUUGUCACCACUGGGGGCUACAACUUCUCCACGGUGGCAGGAAUGAAUGCUGUCUGUUCCAGCUCAGGUUGUGAUGACAACUCCAUGAUGCAGAAGAUCCAAUAUGCCACACAAUUCCCUGAGGAGUCCUUCCUGGCCAUUCCAGCGUCUUCCUGGGUGGAUGAUUUCAUUGACUGGCUGAAUCCCUAUUCCAGUUGUUGCCGCAUUCACCGUUUUGGCCCAUGGAAGGGCCAGUUCUGCCCGUCCACAGACGCCUCCAUUUCCUGCUUGUGGAACAAAUGCAUGGCCAGCUCGAAUGGGACCCUACGGCCUGAUGUGAAAGAGUUCAACCAAUUCCUGCCCUGGUUCCUCCAUGACAAACCCAACCUAAAAUGUCCCAAGGGGGGCCUCGGUGCCUAUGAUACAUCCGUGCAGCUGGCACCCGAUGGGGACAUCCCAGCUUCUCGGUUCAUGGCCUACCACACACCCCUGAAAAACUCACAGGAGUACACAGCAGCACUGAAGGCAGUGCGGGAGCUUGCGGCCAGCAUCACAGCUAGCAUGCGGCAAGUGCCUGGCACCGAUCCCAGCUUCCAGGUCUUCCCAUACACGAUCACCUAUGUGUUCUACGAGCAGUACCUGACCCUAACGAUAACUGGCUUCAUCAACCUGGCCCUCUGCUUGGUGCCCACAUUUGUGGUGUGCUACAUCUUGUUGGGCAUGGACCUGCGCUCUGGCUUCAUCAACCUGGUCACCAUCAUCAUGAUUGUUGUGGACACUGUGGGAGCCAUGACGCUGUGGGGGAUCUCCUACAAUGCCAUCUCACUCAUCAACCUGGUGACAGCUGUGGGCAUCUCGGUGGAGUUUGUGUCCCAUAUCACCCGCUCCUUUGCUGUCAGCACGAGGCCCAGUAGGCUGGAGAGAGCCAGAGAAGCCACUGUCAACAUGGGGAGUGCGGUGUUUGCUGGUGUGGCCAUGACCAACCUGCCAGGCAUUGUGGUCCUCGCUUUUGCCAAGGCCCAGCUCAUCCAGCUCUUCUUCUUCCGCCUCAACCUCAUCAUCACGCUCUUGGGGAUGCUGCAUGGCCUGGUUUUUCUCCCUGCUGUUCUCAGUUUUUUUGGGCCUGAUGCCAGACGGUCUGGGGUGCAAGCACAGCUGAAGCGGCAGGAAAAGAGCAGCCUGGCCUUCACCAACAGCCUUGCUUUUGAAGGCAAAGAGAGUCCGAGCCACGGUGUGACUUCUCCUGCGGCAGGCUCAAAGGAGGCCCAAGCACGGGAUGUCCGUGUGGUAGAAGCAGCGACCCAGGAGGAUGCAGCACCUUGA